Messenger RNA from Cheilinus undulatus (humphead wrasse), 6066 nucleotides. RefSeq names its product consortin, connexin sorting protein a (gene cnsta). The record is from RefSeq and is a predicted model, not a curated record. Gene Ontology annotation, molecular function: connexin binding. Gene Ontology annotation, cellular component: plasma membrane; transport vesicle; trans-Golgi network. The transcript has 13 exons. Lineage: Eukaryota; Metazoa; Chordata; Actinopteri; Labriformes; Labridae. Gene Ontology annotation, biological process: positive regulation of Golgi to plasma membrane protein transport. The coding region runs from base 351 to 2747 and encodes 798 amino acids.
GCUCGUUUAUUGAACAGCCCAGUUAGGGAGAAGAGGAUCUAGGUUUUUAGUGUUGGUAGUGCUGCUGGGGUUAUAAAGACGUACUAAUAGUGCAGAGACAGAAGAUGGCGCCAGCUCUCAGCUUCUCCACCUGCAGAGGACAGUGAAGGCCCGAUGACAGCAGCGAUAGCUACGACCCCUGACAGCCUGACGGCAACACCCACAGUCAUCACAACAACAUCCCCAACUGACUGUCUGAUGACCGAGCUUUCACUGUUCACACAACCGCUACAGCUGCUUGAAGGAGGGCUCAUCUAACAGGCAGCGUUGACCUUCAGGCUGAAAGGUCAAAGUUGUGAGGGUUGUGCUCAAUGGAUCAUGGUGGUCAGUUUGAGAGGGAGGGCAGAGUAAUGUCCCACAUUCAGGUGGGUGAGGUUGACCUCUGUGAUAAUCUCCCCAACCCUCAAGCUCUCACUGCCCAAACUCGCAACCUCAACGAGACAAACACACUCACAAACACUCAGAGUCUCUCUCCUUCACAACAUGAGGACGGAGGAGAGCACACACUCAUUCAUGAUGCUGUCCUUUGUGAAAGUGGAAAAGAGGGAUACACGGGAAGGGGUGGAGAGGAAGAUGAGGAAGAGGACAUGGAUGAGAUGAUGAAGGAAGAUGAGGAAGAGGAGGAAUCAGAGGGAUCAAGCUGUCUUAUUCGCUGCCAGUCUCCAGGCACGCCCAUGACCGACUCAUCCUAUUCAGAAACUGGCAGUUUGUUGGAAACUCCAUAUCCUUUUAGUCCCGGGACCAGUCCGGAGCCUACAUCCCCUGUCGUUCCAGUGGUCAGUCCAGAAACUACAUAUCCAACCAGUCAAGUGGAAGUGAGCCAGAAUGUUGUCAAAGUGGACUCUGACAACUCCAACACUGAAUCUUUUGCUGAAUCUGGUACAGAGACUGUUGCACCGGCACUUGUCAGCACAGGGCCGGUGGAUUGUACUACACUAACUCAGACCUCAGACAUCAAGCCUGACAGCCCACCAGGGUCGAUUUUGACCACAGCAAAAAAUACUAGCACCACUGCAGAAUGUCUUACCUCAUCCACAGAGACCUUCUUCAACCAUGGGCCCUCAGUUUCUGUUACUUCCACACCUGUGGGUUCAACUACAGGAUCUCUUACUUAUGCCACAGGGCAUACAACCACUGGUACAGAAUCCACCUCCACCACAGGACCUCAGACCUUAAGUUGGGAACACAUUAUUGCCUCCACUCCAGUGCCCACUAGUUUCUUAGUCCCCACCUGCGCCACAGGGCCUAUUCCAAGCCCUGCUUUGUUAGAGACUCUGGAGGAGCUUGCAAAAAGAGGAGAUGAACCUUACCUUCCACAGUACCUGCACCAGAUUGCUGAGGCCUUUGUCCUCCAGGAAGACUACCAGCAGGCGUUGUGGUGCAUCCAACUAGAGAGACUCUAUCAUCAGAGAAUACUGGAAAACCUGAAUGCACUACAGGAACAGUGGGAGAGCCAGUGUAGAGGGACUUCCUCAAGCCUGGAAACCCAACAUCUGGACACUCUUAAACACAUCUGUCAGACACACAGUCGACCAAGGGCUAAAGAUGCCUCGUGUGCAUCUCAGAAUUUAUUGAGCUCAACAAUUAAGGAACGUGGUGCACUGACUACAUGUACCUCAGCCCAUCAGAGUGACAGAGGGAUGGAGCAAAGAGCAGCAGACUCCUCCCAUUCUCUGAGCAGCUGUCCAGUCAAACCCUCCAUUAAUUUAUCUGAUGGACACAAUUCCCCUGAGAUGUCAGAAAAGGACAGGAGAGACCCAGACAGGGAAUCACCAGGGAGGGAUUUCAGCGAUAGUGAAGGAAGAAAGCCGGAAGAAGGAGUAGGACGCACCAUCUCUGUCAUAGGAAACGAGCUGCACCCCUCUCUGACUGGAGAAAUGGAUCAGCCCAAGCCCGCAGAGCAGCAGGGAGGAGAUUUAGGUCUAGCAGAGGAAAAGGAGGCAAAAAGGGAAGAAGAGACUGAGGUGGAGGAGGCAGCAGAGGCCCUGGAGAUGGAAGAGGAGGGAGAGGAAGAAGAGGAGGAGAAACAGAGAGAAAGAGAAUCUCCUUUUUGUCAGAAAGCUCUACCAGUGGAGACUCUGAUCAGUGGGGCAGAGGUGGAGGCACAACAUCUGCACCAGGAAGCCCGAACCGAGGAGAAGCAACACGAUGAGACACAGGAGAGUGAUAAGACCUACCUGGAGCAGGAGGCCCAUCUGCCCACAGGGGCUCAUGUGAAGCAGCAGAAGCAGACUGAAGAGAGGAUGGAGGAAGAAGAGGAAGAGGAGUAUGAAGUAGAGCAGGCUGACUUAAUCAGAGAGGCUGCAGUUCUGGACAACAUGGCUAAACUCAUCACAAUAGAGGAGAUGUCUCCUGCCUCCGGCCUGGUCUCCAUAUUAAAGAAGAGGAAGGUUUGUGUGGAUGACAUGAGUGUGCCUGCUACUGUAGAGCCACAGCCUGACAAAACCCCUGCCAAAAGACGGGUCCGCUUCAAAGUACCUGAUGACAGCUAUGAGCAUGAUGUUGGAGGUGGGGACUCCUGCCUGCUUCUCUUCCUGCUUUGUAUGGUAACUGUAGUGAUCAGUGUGGGUGGCACUGCCCUGUACUGUGCUCUUGGUGAUGCCCAUUCCUCAGUCUGUCAGGACUUCUCCAGAAAUGCAGACUUCUAUAUGGGCCAGCUGCAGCGAGGGAUAGCUCACAUCCAACACCUGUUUACCUCCGGGUCAUAGCAGCAAACAGUGUCAACUUUGCAGUAUUUCUGGCCAUUGUGUGUAGCACUGCUGGUUCAGGCGCUUCCUGGGACAACGCUUUUGGAGUAUAUGCUGCCAGGAAGUUGCAACAGUCCUUGAUGCUAUUUGGAGCAAAGGGCUGCUAUACUUCCUAAUGGCUGAGCAAUUACACCAGAUCAGUUGGCAUUUGUAGACGCUGUCUUCUGCAUAUUUAAUGUUUGGACACAAUCCAAGGGGUAAUACGGAAAGUCUGCAACACACGUCUGCAAGGGAAAGCAUAACAAAGAGAGAGAAUAACUGGAGAAUAGUGGCUGCUUAAAAGAAAGAGAAAAACUGACCAACUCCUCUAGCCCAGUCAAGACAGAAUAAGUGAUUCAAUCUUUAAGAUAGGAUUAUAAAUCCUCUAUAUGACUAAAAUGUCUUAUUGAAGUAGCUGCAACGUGUUCACCAUCAGCCCGUGAUACUUAAGUCUGAAAUCACUGGCGGAUAAGUGAACCAUGGCUGGAUACAAACACUGGAUCGAGACUCAACUCUCUGAGUUAAGAACAGUAACAAGGUAAUCACAGCUGUCUCCUUGUGAGAUGUCAAAAUGCUAUAUAUUGUACAGUUUGUUACCUGGGUGUGAUCUCUCCAUACACACACUGCACAAAUGGGAUGUGGCCCAGUGGGCGUUUUACAGCCUGCUGCAACCACUAGUGUUGCUUUUAUUGUUGACUUUUUAAAAUCACAACUGAAAUUUUAAAAUGAACAAACCAUUAUGUGGUCUGCUACUUGGAAUGGAAACUCUAUGUCUUAAUCAACUUUUCAAUGAAUGUUUGGAGUUUAUUGUUAAUUGUUUGUUUUAAUCUGUGGGGCAUUUUUAUAUUGUCAAAAAGAUUGAAUGGAUUAUUUUGGUAUUCAUCAAACUGAGCUAAAGGACAACAGGAACAUGUCCAAUGGGGGAAAACUACACGUUUUCAAUGUAACAAUUGUUAUCUAAUGUGAUGCAUUGCAUUUACAUUGAGCAGUUGCUGAAGAACUCUACAUGAGCAGUACUCUGUGUGUUCUUUUCCACCCCUUUUUUAUGUAGCAUAAGUAUGUAACAUGCUCAUGAACACAGUGCACCUCUGUAUAUAGCUGCUGUCAGAAGAAUGUUUAACACUUUGCACGUUAGACAGGUACGGUUUUUUUAACAUGAGAUCUCAUUUUUUUCAGUGACCCCAGACUUCAUACAGGCUUGAUUUGAGACUAAAAGGACCCAAAAUCCAUACAAUUGUUCAGGUUUAAUGGAAAAAAAAGCAAGGGAAUAUUAGUCAUGCAAGGGCAAUUUGAACAGAACUCGCUACAUAAGCUGCUAAAGGUAGAUAUGCAUGAUUUCAGUGGCAAAGAUAAAUGAAAUUCAGUAAAAGAAUUGCACUACUGAUGUAAAAACAACCAUGUAGUGUACUCAUGCAGACCUUGAUCUUGAUGGGAUCAUCUAAAGCAGUGGUUCUCAACUGGUCGGGCAUUAAGACCCUCCACCACCUCCUCAUGAGAAAACUAGACCAAAAGAUUUAAAAAUGUUUAGUCAUUCAAACUUAUUUCCUGAAAAAUUUUGCAAUUUGUCAAAGAAAACUUUAAUGAAAACAAAAAGACAGGAUAAAUCAAACAUGUUUACAAGCCCCAUCAGUACAACGGGACAUGCAUGAAUACAUUUAUUAAUUCCAUUUUCAGAGACAGCAUGAAUAUUUGGUAAUUUCUUGAGGAAUUUCCUAAUUAUCUUGGGAAAAUCUACUUUUUAUCUGGGAAAGGGAUAUGGAUAAGUAGAAAUCUUGAGAAAAUGACCAAAAUUGACUCAGCAUCACAGACAAACCUAAAAAAUGUAUGAAUGUAGUGUAUGUCUAUUUUGGGCUUCCAUAUUUUGUAGACUUGGCUGUAUUUUUUCCUAGCACACCUACACAACCCACUGGAAUCAAUUUCACAACCUACUUUUGGGUCCUGACCCACCAGUUGAGAACCACUGAUCUAAAGCUCUGUGUCAGUCCAGCUCUACCUGCCAGUGUGUUUUUUUUUCACAAUAAUCCCCAAUGUGGGAUUACAAUAUCUGCAUUUUCCUUAAAAAUAUUUUGUCCUCAUGAUGUUUUUGUCACUGCCUUUACUUCCUAAAUGGUCAUUUAUGUAAAGAUUUGCCAAUUUAAUGUGUUAUAUAUUGAGUCAGUAUCGGCAGAAAUUUGAGUUCUGAUUUGAUAAAGAAGGAUCUGACUUUGUAAGAGUGAAAAAAAAAAGCUAUUCUACUUUAAAAAAGGCUUCCACUUCCACUUUCAUCUGAAAGUCUUUAUCCUCACACCAGUGCUUUAACUCUUUUCUGGCUGUUUUCCAGCACAUGUAACUCUUACUGGGUCACUUUUAUGCAGUGCUGUUGAUACUUUUUUUUAUGUUCCAUCGUAACACAAUAUAAAAUUUGGUCUUUUUCAUUAUUAUCCUUUAAUUUAGUGCUAUAGAGGAUUUCAUAAAGAAUACCCUGGAAAAACCACAUAUCUCACAGGUCUUGUCAGCAUGCAAAGAAAAAAAACUCAACAAGGAGAGAUUCAAGUGUCCUAACUAUGCAUUAAUUUCAGUUUGAGAUCACACCACUCUCUCAAGGCGUUUCAUUCACAAAAACUUGAAAAUCAUUUUGAGAUAUGAUGUUUUUCCCAGGAUGUAAGGAACUGCAGAUUGAUCCUUGUUUUAUUUGCACAUGUCAUCUGGCUGGCUCAGAUGGCUUUCACUCAGAAAAAACGUUUAUUUAAUCUUCAGGAUAAUUUGAAUUAUUUAUCAUAUGGCAUGUGUAGCUUAGGUGGUAGAGUCUUGUCUUUGCUUUUUGCCAUCUAACAUCGGAGAGAGUUUUCAUCUUAUUUGCCAUUGUUUUGAGUUAUCAGAGUGAACUUUCUUGUCUUACAUCUCUGAAUAUCAUCAUCUGGGUUGUCAUUGUUAUGUUAUUUCAUUUAUCUUUUAUUAUUUAAGAUAAUGAGAAAUGCAGCCAGUAGGUGCUGGUGCUGCCAUUGUCUUCACCUAAAAUCCGUGUUUUCUUCAAUCUGUAAACUUAUAGUAUCUUAAUAUUAUUUUUUACUCAGUCGGUUUUUAACAAAUCACCAGUUGUUGAUUUUAGUUUGUGUCAGUACUGUGCACUUCUGUUAUCAAGCUGAUGAGAGGCAUUUUGUGUUUUUUGAUGAAAUCUUUUACUUUGUUCUUCCAUACUGUGAUAAGGUUUUAUUUUUUGUUCCUAAAAAACACUCUCCUGUUGUGUCUGAUGUUAAAAUUGUCAAAAAAAUAUGAGCCUCCUUUCUUUCUUUAUGGCAAGACACUUACCUCUCUGCAGCAC